Paramuricea clavata is the source of this 3919-nucleotide messenger RNA. The record is from the annotation of a GenBank genome assembly. Lineage: Eukaryota; Metazoa; Cnidaria; Anthozoa; Malacalcyonacea; Plexauridae.
AUGAGGCCGCAUUGUAGUGACACUUGGGGGAUUGAUCUUCGCCCAGAUUACCAAGAGCUUGGUGCCCUCAGGAAGUAUGGGGUCCCUAUUGUUGCUUUAACUGGAACUGCUGCAGCAAUAACAAUUGAGCAAAUUAAAAGCCCACUGAAACUUUUAAACCCAGAGAUAAUCAAAUUGCCAUUUGUUAGAGAGAACCUAAUAUUCGAGGUCUUCCCAAAGAAACCUGGAUUUUCAGCUGCACUUAAACAAGUUGUGGAACUAGUAAGUUCGAGAUUCAGUGGUCAAUGUGGAAUUGUGUAUUGUAGUCACAGGGAAGAUACAUCACAGUUAUCCUUGCAAUUGAAAGUGAAUGGUAUUUCAAAGUGAAUCAAUUUGAAACAUGCAAACUUGUGGCUGGAUGGAAAUGUCAAUGUCUGUGCGCAACAAAUUCUUUUCGGAUGGGUAUUGACAAGCCGGAUGUGUGCUUUGUAAUUCACCUUACUUUUGCACCAAGUUAUGAAGCAUAUGUUCAAGAGUCCGGGAGAGCUGGUCGGGAUGGCAUUGAUGCACACUGCAUUGUGUUAUAUAGAUUUGAAGACAGGAAAUUUCACUUGCAUAAUUUCCCAUUAUUUGAUGGAUAAUGUACAUUGUCAGCAAAAAAUUAUUGCUGAAUACUUUGGAAGCACCUUGGAAGGAAAAUGUGGUAACUGUCUUAACCCUGUUAUCCCAGUGAGAAAAGAUUAGCUAAUAACUUGUAUACAGCAUAUUGCUCAGACGCCAAUCAAAUUUAAAACUCCAUGACAAUGUCAAAACAUUCAUUACAGGAAAACAAAUAUGCAAAAACCAUCACAAUUAAUCCUAUUAAGAAUAGCAAGGUCAAACUCCCACCGCGUCUAAAAAGUAAGUGUUGAUGAAAGACAAAGUAAGUGUUGAUGAAUUGGGAUCAACAUAUAUUGGCUCAAAAUCAGCAACUGUAAGAAGUCAAAAGUUUGAUCAGGUACCAGAGUGAAGGAAAAGGACAUUUCAAAUCUGUUAGUCAUCUUAUAAUGAGUAUUAUAUAAUAACUACAGUGAAACACGCAAUUUGAUUGGUCAACAGCCGUGCAGGAUCAGACAAUCCUGCACGGGAAAUUCUGAACAGAAAUUCUUGCACAUAAUUUUACAAAUAUACUCGCAUUGUAAAGUUUCAUUGUACGAUACCUUUCGACUUUGAAGUAAGUUUCCAAUUAUUGAGACGUUGGUUUAGUUGUAUGAAUAAAUUUCUGAUCGAUACAUUGCUAUUCAGCAAGUAGUAACACGUAGCGUUGAAAUUCAUCAGACCAUGGCAUGCAAGUACAACAUCUCUCGCUUCAAAGUUGAUCAAACGCUUCGCAAUCUUCACAUAUUCAGGUCGAGAAUCUUCAAAACUACUUUGGCUCUCUGUUUAGCGGGUUUUCCAUUUCAAAUUUGGUAUAUUUUAUCGAAAAAGUCCCUGUAUUCUCGCUGUAUAUUUUCACGAAUUUGCGAUCAAAUUCUGUUCACAUAUGUUGUUGUUUUCAAUAGCGUGGAGUAGCGAUUCUCUGAUUGGUUAAUUCAUGAAUGUUGUGAGAACUGCACAUUUCAUCAGUAAUUUUAAUCAAGUACAGCUCGUGUAUUUUUACGCUUUCCGAAAGUCUCGCAACAUCCCGCGUGCAUGGACCACACGCAAUCCUGCACGGAAAACCAUUCGGUAUUCCUUUAAUAUAUUUACUGAGAACUUAAGAGAUGAACAUGAUAAGGUAAAGUCAGCAUAUUUAUCUGUAGGUGAUAUCCGUGAAAUUUUGAGUGAAAACAUUAAUGUUAUGUUUUAAAUUGCAUUUUACACAUUGUAUAUACAGUAACUUGUAAAUAUUGGGGAACUCCACUCUUGGAUUUAUAGCUUUAAUACUGUAGUCAUAUUUACGUUCACUUGAAACAAAAAGACUGCAACAGGUUUGAGUUUUCUCCAAAAUAUAACUGUACAGAACAAUAUAAAAUUGUAGUCUAUCAAUUAUUAUUUAUCCACAAUUAUACCCAGACCAAGUAAAUUGGCUGUUCAUAGCCUUCUUUUUAUCAUAAUUAACUUAAUCCCACCAACCAUUGUGUUAUUUACAGUAAAUUCAUUUAGUGUUGUCAAGUGCAAUAGUAAAACAAUUACGAGCAGCAUUAUCCAUACAUCAUUGCAAUCUACCAACGAAAAUUUCUGAGAUGAUCAAAACAUAAAUAGCAUGCCAAAAUUAUAAUUAUACUACCCGGUAUAACAGGUAUAAAUAUUUCAUGACGUAAGUAAAAAAAUACUUUUUGUAAUGUCUAUCAAUACCACUUUAUAAUGAGUAGUUAAAAUUCCUAUCAUGUAACUUUCGUAGUAUAAAAUAUACUUUAGUGAUUUGUAAUAAUAAUUUUUGUAAUACCAGACAUAACAAAAAUAUAAAAUUUAUUGGCUAACGUUUCGUAUUGUUCACAACAUCUUCAGAGCAAUUAAACUUAUUUACAAGCGUGCAUUAUAUAUAUACAAAUUUUUAAACGGUUACAUUAUUCAAAUAAGCGAAUAAGAGGAAGGGAUGAAAAACAACCUAUCAUUAAAAAUAUUAGUAAAUUAAAGAUAUAAUGGCUAGAAAUUAUUAGUAAUUAGAGACCUAUAGCAAAGCAUUAGAAUAGGUCAAGAGGAGUUGACCUAAUGUUGGCAAUCAAUCACUUGGAACCAUUGCCAACAUUAGGUCAACUCCUCUUGACCUAUUCUAAUGCUUUGCUAUAGGUCUCUAAUUACUAAUAAUUACUAACCAUUAUAUCUUUAAUUUACUAAUAUUUUUAGUGAUAGGUUGUUUUUCAUCCCUUCCUCUUAUUCGCUUAUUUGAAUAAUGUAACCGUUUAAAAAUUUGUAUAUAUAUAAUGCACGCUUGUAAAUAAGUUUAUUUGCUCUGAAGAUGUUGUGAACAAUACAACGAAACGUUAGCCAAUAAAUUAUAUAUUUUUGUUAUGUCUUGUUUGAAAGUCAUUUGCUGGGCUUUAAUUUUCAUUUUUAAAUUAUGCUUUCCACCCGGUGUAUCAAUCGCUGCUGUUUGUAAUACCAAUCUAAACCAUUAAGAUGCCAAUGUUGAUUCACUACAUGCAAUAAUACCGUUUUCGUUGAAAUAGAACAAACUGCUAAUUCAUGAAUACAUUUUUCAAACUCACCUAAAUCAACUUCUAACGGGAAAUGCGAACCAUUUCACCCAUUGCUGUGGGUUGUUGCACAGAUUCAAUUUCCUCAGAUGCCAUCAAAUUUAAAACUCCAUGACAACGUCAAAACAUUUAUCACAGGAAAACAAAUAUGCAAAAACCAUCACAAUUAAUCCUAUUAAGAAUAGCAAGGUCAAACUCCCACCACGUCUAAAAAAUUCAAUAAACAUACUGCAUAUCAUCAAUCUAAAUUGUUUGAUCUUCAUUAACCAUAUAAGGUAAUCGAGCAACUAAUACAAAAUAAGCCUACCCAACCCUUAUAUGGUAAACGACCUAAAUUUAAUAUACGAACAAGUUUUUCAGCCUUUAUUCACCACGAUGUGUUCACCGUAACAACAGGAAGAUUUCCUAACAUUUCUAGACUAUCAUGGAACUACUGUUGCAGACCCUUUGGUAUACAACUAUGUGCAUAUGUUCACAGACUUUUGCAAAUUCAAGACGAGUAAAAAUCUAAGUUAUGACCAAGUGUUCAUACGAUGGAAGCAAAAUUACAAAACUCAACCCACAAUCGUUAUUCCCUAUACAAGCCAGCACCACAACCAAAAACCAUGUCAAUAAUGGAAGUAAAUGAUAGCAGUGUGGAAACACAAGCAACCCAAGCUGCCGAACAGUUAAUAUCUGAUUACCUCAGCCCAAAUGACUACUUUAUUGAAGAAUUACCAGACCUCUUCACCGCAGCACAAAACGCACUUCCCCACUCACCACCUCCAAAACCGGAACCACAU